Neocloeon triangulifer is the source of this 1887-nucleotide messenger RNA. RefSeq names its product aladin-like. Gene Ontology annotation, molecular function: protein binding. Gene Ontology annotation, cellular component: nuclear pore. NCBI's taxonomy places the organism in Eukaryota, Metazoa, Arthropoda, Insecta, Ephemeroptera, Baetidae. The transcript has 4 exons. The record is from RefSeq and is a predicted model, not a curated record. The coding region runs from base 132 to 1427 and encodes 431 amino acids. Gene Ontology annotation, biological process: nucleocytoplasmic transport.
UUGAUGCUUGAUUGCUUGAUUCUUUCAAAAUUCAAAAACGAACAAACGAGUUAUAACGGAAAAUAAGAGUCGGGCAAGAUUUUUGUGAAAAACGGAAAUUUUGCGAGUUUUUGUUGGAGAAUUUCACCAAAAUGACAGAAGAGAGUAUGGACUUUACCGUGACGCCCGUUCCUCCGGAGGGCCAUCGAUGGUUCUGCGAACUGGACGGUCGUCUGCACAGUCGGCCUCGUCAAACUCCCUUCACGUCCAUCAACGGCUCGCCUCUGAUUUCCUCUGUUGCGGCGUUCUGCGAAAGCCUAGACGCGCCUAGUGACAAGGCGCAUGGAGAGCAGUGGCGGGCUCCACUCGAGCAUCAACCAGGUGGCCUCUUCCUGGCCGCCCCAACCUCACUAGCCAAGGCCUUUGCGGCCACCUUCUAUCACCACGGCUGGACGGCCGCGAUCGAAAUGCUCGCGCACAGUAAUGUCCAUCCUCUUGGCCGCGUUCUGCGGCGUCUGGUGUCCCCAGUUAAGCACCAAGCAGGCGGCCACCACCCUCUCCUUGCUGCUCAUCCAACGGCACCCUUACUAGCUGUUGCGUGCAGAGAAGAUGUGGUCCGCGUGGUUGGAUGGGCCAAAACCCAGGCACACGAUUUUAAGGCCAAACACCGCGUUUUAUGUCUUGCCUGGCGCCCGUAUGCACAGUACCUUGUGGCUGGUUGUGCCGCUGGUUUACUUAUUUGGAGUGCUAAACAGGAAAACAAAUACUCUGAUUUGGUUUCUGGAAAGCACAACUUAUUGCGAGCUCCAAAUGGCCGCCCUGUGACCACUGUGUCUUGGCACCCUAAAGGCGACCUCCUUGUGGCUGUUGCUGGCCGUCAGAUGUACCUCGUUCGGCCAGAGACGGAGCACUGGUGGCCUCUUCCCCAAAGCCACGCACCUCAGCUUCUCAUUUGGUCUCCGUGUGGCCACCGUCUGCUGACUGCUUCCACGGGGGCAGUAUUCCACUUGUGGGACACUGCCACGUGGACGGCAGAACGAUGGACUGUUUCUAGAGGAUCCUUGGUGGCCGCAUGUUUCAGUCAGAACGGCCGCUUGUUAAUUUUUGGAGACGAAGCAGGAAUCUACUGCUUACCUCCAGAUGGACCUGCCUUUUUGGUCGACCAAACCAGAGUGGCCGCUCUGGCCUGGAAUGGGGACCUUUUGGCUGCUGUUCAUUACAACAGUGAUGUUGUCCACAUUUAUAGCACCCAGACUGAGCCUCAACUAAAUAUUCGACCGAAUUUCAUUAUUGGUGGAAAGGAAGGAGAAAGUCCAUCAGCCAUCGAGUUCUUCCCCAGUAUUAAAGGUGCCACUGUGCUUGUGAUCCUCUGGUCCUCAGGAAGGACUCAAGCCUUCCCUUUUACUACAGAAGUUGAGUUCUGCAGAUAUCACAACCAGAAGGUCUGAACUCAAAAGACUGUGAUGUGGCUCAGGAUAAUUGGUAUUUUGUUAUCUGAACUCAAAACGUAAUGAGCAAAAACUUUCAAAUUCAUAUUAAUAUCCUUUCAUUACUUGAUUAAACGGAGAGUGUUAAAUGAAUUGAGUGCAUAGUUAAUUUUACAAAUCAAAAAACGCCUCUUUGAAACUCAACAUGGUUUUCGUUUAUUUCGCAUCGGAGAGAUCUGGGUUUUUAGCACAGGUAUGUUAGUCUUCGUGGUCGGGCCAAACAUUCUCGAUUUCCUCCUCGGCCGGCUUCUGCUGUGCGGCAGCAGCCGAGGGGACCAGCAAACUGUGCACAGCAGGAAGACGGAAGAAGUAGGAGGCGGCCACACUGCCCAGGGUGGCCCCCAACCAGUAGACAACAAAGAACUGGGCAAACGUGUGGCCUAGGCACCCCAGCUUGAGGCCGGUGGCAAGCAGCGGGUUG